Phalaenopsis equestris is the source of this 1046-nucleotide messenger RNA. Its product is annotated as cytochrome P450 90B1-like. NCBI's taxonomy places the organism in Eukaryota, Viridiplantae, Streptophyta, Magnoliopsida, Asparagales, Orchidaceae. Gene Ontology annotation, biological process: sterol metabolic process. Gene Ontology annotation, molecular function: heme binding; oxidoreductase activity, acting on paired donors, with incorporation or reduction of molecular oxygen; iron ion binding. The record is from RefSeq and is a predicted model, not a curated record.
UUUGAGAUUUUCUCACUUUAUUUCCAGCUAGAAUGAUACAAAUUUUAGCAGAAAAGAAUGGUUGUGUUCCACUAUCAAUUGAUAGGGUCAACCAUGAACUUCAAGAUAAAAGAAAGAGUUUUUAACAAUAUGGAAACCCACCAAACAUAGUUCCAAAUACAACAACUGGGAAACCUUAGGCAGACCCAUUAAACCUUAUUCCUUUUCUUCAUCAAUUAUUCCCUUGAAUUGUGAGCCCAUGGACAAAGCAUGAUUCAAUUACAAACAAACACACACAUUUGAUGAACUAUAUAAAUAGAGGUCCUUGUUGAGAAUUAUACUCAACUCUAUCGUGAAAGAAGAGCCUCGACAUGGUAGAGUUGAAUUCAACACAUCUUCAAAUCCUCUCUAUGGCUAUCUUCAUUGUCAUCUUAUGGCUAACCACCAAGACAAAGCCCUCCAAUGCCUUUCCUCCUGGAAAUAGAUGGUUGCCUCUAAUUGGGGAAACCCUAUCUUUUCUGAAGCCUCAUCAAUCCAACUCUGUGGGACACUUCAUGGAAGAUCGCAUCUCAAGUGAUUGGGAUUGUAGGUAUGGGAAAAUAUUCUCCUCUAGUUUGCUGGGAAGAGAGGCCAUAGUAUCAGCUAACGUAGAGUUUAAUCGAUUUGUGCAAAAUAAUGAGGGAAAGCUGUUUGCCACAGCAUGGUUGCCAACCUUUCAAGGGCUUUUCGGCAGAGAAUCAAUAGCAUUUUUGAGUGGAGAAAGCCAUAAGAGAUUGAGAUCUGUUUAUUUGAAGUUCUUGUGCAUGAAGAGAUUGCAGACUGUUUUUUUAGCAGAUGCAGAUUAUUUGGCUUCAUGUAUUGUGAAUUCUUGGAAGAACGGCAGUAUUAUAUCAGCCAAAGAAGAGUCUGUUAAGUAUUCCCUUCAAAUAAUGACCAUGAACACAUUAAGUAUAAGAAAGGAUGAUUGGCUGAUGGAGAUGCUUCUCACGGAUUACUCAUACGUUAUUUCUGCAAUUUGUUCAGUGCCUAUUAAUUUCCCAGGCCUGAAAUAUUGGAAGGCACUUAAG